Molecule: messenger RNA, 891 nt
Organism: Cladocopium goreaui
Lineage: Eukaryota; Dinophyceae; Suessiales; Symbiodiniaceae
Source: the annotation of a GenBank genome assembly
AUGCAGCUUGAGGUUACCUUGAAUGAGCUCCUGGUAUUGGCGGAGGGCCUUGUGAUGUGGUGUGGCAGCGUGUGCAAGGACUGGUCGCCGAUGUCCUCACAGAGUGGCUUCUCAGGAAAAUGGAUGCCGUUGUUCGGUGUCAUGAUCGGCUUGGUUCGUUUGCUGAAGCCACGCUGUUUCUUCCACGAGAACUCUUCAAAGUUCGACUCGUCGGUGUUCCAAGAACUGUUGAAGGAUCUCGGCUUCCAGCUACACCAUGAGAUCCUUGACCCACGCGACUUUGGGAUGCCAGUGCGACGUCCUCGAGCUUGGGAUUGCAUUCUACGAAAGGAUGUUGGAUUGAUCAAGGAGCUCUACGAGUUGCAGAACUUCAAGUCGCCAGUGGUGCUGGAUGCUGGCGCAUUUGCGCUGGCCAGUGACGAGGAGGUGGCGGCGGUCAAACGCCGCAUGGCCAUGACGGCGAUGCAGGGGAUCAGUGAACCGUUCUCCAACUUGCUCCCACCAGGAGCAAUGUCAAAUCUGACAAAGUAUCGGGCACUGGCCGCUGACCUGCUGGGCCGUCAUUUGGAAGUCGCUUGCAACCUAGACCAAAAUCCUGAAUGUAUGCCUCAUUGGGGUCGCCAGAUGCCGGUGGUCUUAGCCAGCACCACAAACAUGUGGCUCCUCAAGCAGAACAGGCCACUGACAGCAAAGGAGCUCCUGGCAUCACAAGGGGUGCCCAUCUAUGAGAGGUUGUGGAGGCUGGCAGGCUUCACCGCUCCUCCGGUGAACGUUUCCGCCGUGAAGGAGUCGGCGGUGCGUCGUAUGGCAGGCAACUCCUUCAACCAAGCAGUGGCCAUAAGUUUCCUGAUGUUCAUCAUGGCCAACUUGCGGCCAGUGGAGCCACCAUGA